Messenger RNA from Rhopalosiphum padi (bird cherry-oat aphid), 1369 nucleotides. RefSeq names its product coiled-coil domain-containing protein 28A. NCBI's taxonomy places the organism in Eukaryota, Metazoa, Arthropoda, Insecta, Hemiptera, Aphididae. The transcript has 5 exons. Bases 422 to 1168 code for a protein of 248 amino acids. The record is from RefSeq and is a predicted model, not a curated record.
GACAUUUCAGUACUUUGGUUUUGGUAAUUACUAGUUGCUCCUGUAUUUUCUGAGCUGCAGUAUUAUAGACUAUUUUAGUUGUCUAUCAUAAAAUUACAUUAAUUUUUAUUAACAAUUAACAAUUGACAAUAAUAAUUAUUAAAUAACUGUAUCAAUAGUGUUAUUAAUAAUAAUUAACUAUUAAGUAGAUAAUUCAAUUUAUUGUCCAAGGUCUUAAUGUUUUCAACAUGUUUGCCUUGAUGUUUAUUUUGCCGGUUUUGAAAUAAUGUUAUUCCACUGUUGUCAAAACUCCUGCUGUUUAUUGACUUUUUGAAUUUUGUUUUACAUCUAAAAAAAAUUGUAUGAGGAAUAUUGCUGACUGAUAAUAAUAUUAUUCUAUUCAUAUUUAAAUUAAAAUUUAAUUACUUCAACGUACUAGACCAUGUCUAUAGAAAAAGAAGAAUGUGAAUUGGAACAACUGGUAUCUUCUGACGAAGAACCCAAACCAACAGAUAUUACACAAGUUACACCUCCAAUAACACCCAAGCCUCCUCCAAGAGCACAUUCCCACUCAGACAGCCGAACUAAGACUAGCAACAUAAGCGAAAAGUCACUUUCUAUUGAAAGUCAAAAGAAUGAAUGCCAUAAAUCUACAGCCAGGUUGUCAAGUAAUUCAUCCAUACAAGAUAAACCACAAGUUCAACCAUCCAGCACAAGUGGUACGACUCGCCUGAUGUGUGUUAACGAAAGAGUGGGACGCAGUUCUUUACAUGACUAUAAACCACCACGUCCGCCACCUCCAAAUUUUAGCAAAUUGCAAAAUAAAAAAGUACUUUCUGAACAAACUAUGGAUAGAAGUUGCCUACAUCAUUGUUUUUUGUCAGAUGUGACCGAUGUCAGACAAAUGGAGCAAGCCCUACAGCAACUACUUGAAGAUUUUCAUUCUGGAAAAUUACGUGCAUUUGGUAAGGAUUGCAGUAUGGAACAAAUGACGGCUAUUCGUGAGCAACAAGAGCAUUUAGCAUGGUUACAUUUUGAACUUGGUGUAAGACAAGACGGUUCAAAUCCGCUCAGCGAACAAGGCAUUGCCAAAGGUACAGAGAACAUGCACUCAUUAAUGGCUAGCCUUGAACAACUAUCUUUAUCCAUUGAGAAAUUACAUUCAUUCAGUAAUUCUACAUCUGAUUAAAAUUUAAAGCACAACAUGUACAGUAAACAACUGACUUUUAUUGGUACUAGGGAUCAUUGACUAUAUAAUGAAUGGGAUUGUACAAAAAAAAAUAAUACUAUUGCUCAUUUAUUCAUUCCAUGAAAAAUUUUAUCAAUUAUUAAUGUUUUUUUUCUUGUUAAGUUAUUAAAUAAAUAUAGUGAAUUUUUAUGUUCGACUAAA